GUAGGCGUGUGACGUCAUCGCGCAAGUAUACGCUUUUGGAACAGGCAGCAGACGGCCUAAUGUUAUAGACAGAAAAUAUCGAGUUUCAACAAAAAUGGAAAAGGAUUAUGUAUGGCUCAUUAUGUAGACAAACCCAGGUCAUCUGAGCUGAAAAUGGUGCUGGUUGGGAGGACUGGAGCUGGGAAGAGUGCUGCAGGAAACACCAUCCUGGGUGAGAAGGUGUUUAAAUCUAAGUUCUCUGCUCGCUCUGUGACGCAGGAGUGUGAGAAGAAAGAGGGGAAUGUCUCUGGGAGGCCCGUGGCUGUGAUCGACACUCCGGGCUUGUUUUACACAAACCUGUCUGCUGAUGCAGUGGAAGAGGAGAUUAUGAAAUGUCUCCCCCUGUCUGCCCCGGAACCCCGCGCGUUCCUCCUGGUGAUAGAGCUGGGACGAAUGACCGAGGAGGUGAAGGAAACGGUGGAACGAUUGCAGGAGAUGUUUGGUGAGGAAGCUGUGAAGCACACUAUCCUCCUUUUCACCCAUGGGGAUGAACUGGAAGACCAGACGAUUGAAGAGUUCAUAAAAAACACUGAUGAGGACUUCCAGCAGCUUGUUGAGAAGUUUGGAAACAGAUACCACGUCUUCAACAAUAAGAACAUGAGCGAUCGCACUCAGGUCUCCGAGCUACUGGAGAAAAUAGACAGGAUGGUGACAGCAAACAAGAACAUUCAAGUAAAGGAUGCUCCAACGGGACUGCUUUCAAACUGGUCUCAAUGCAACACGCUGAGGAUGGUGCUAGUCGGGAGGACUGGCAAUGGGAAGAGUGCCUCUGCAAACACCAUCCUGGGCAGAGAAGCGUUUCUAUCUCGUGCUGAUGCUGACUCAGUAACCAAGCAGUGUGAGCAGAGAGAAGGGACGGUGGCUGGGAGACACGUUGAACUGGUGGACAUGCCAGGCUUGUAUGACACAAAGCGUCCUCUGGAAGAGAUCAAAGAAGAGAUUGCCAAAAGCAUCAUCCUGUCUGCCCCGGGACCUCAGGCUUUCCUCCUGGUGAUACAGGUGGGCCGAUUCACAGAGGAAGAGAGGAGAGCAGUGGAGCUCAUCCAGGAGAUCUUUGGGAAGGAUGCAGCAAAAUACACAGUUGUCCUUUUCACCCAUGCAGACAAACUGAACAACCAGAAAAUUGAAACAUUUGUAGGGAAGAACAAGGAGCUCAGGGAGCUGGUUGAGAAGUGUGGAGGACGCUAUCAUGCCUUCAAUAACAACAAGAACAAGAACAAGAGAGAUCGCACCCAGGUCACCGAGCUACUGGAGAAAGUAGAAAGCAUGGUGAAGGAGAACGGAGGAAGCUGCUACACCAACGAGAUGUACCAGCUGGCAGAAGAAGAGAUCAGACGAGAGCAGGAGAGGAUACUGAGGGAGACGGAAGAGGAGGAACACAAAAAGAAAGAAGAGGAAAAACUAAAGAUAGAGGAAGAGAUGAAACAGAGAGAAAAGGAGCUGGAGGAAAAGAUGAAGAGAGAGCUGGAGGAAAAGAGGAAGAGAAUGGAGAAAGAGAUGAAGAGAGAGCGUGAGGCAAUGAAGAAGAGAGUGCAUGAGGAUGACCAAAAGAGAGAGGAAGAGAUGAAAAAGAGAGAAAAGGAGCUGGAGGAAAAGAUGAAGAGAGAGCUGGAGGAAGAGAGGAAAAGAAUGGAGGAAGAGUUGAAGAGAGAGCGUGAGGCAAAGGAGAAGAGCAUGCAUGAGAAACAACAAAAGAGAGAGGAAGAGAGAAAAAAAGAGGCAAGAAAUCAGGCACAAAGUGGGGGGGGUAUACCUUGGAAAAUAUUGGGUAUAAUAAUAGGAGCACUAGGAGCAGCAGCACUAGGAGCAGCAGCACUAGGAGCAGCAGCAGCAGUAGGAGCAGCAGCAGCAGCAGCAGCAGCAGGAGGAGCAAUAGGAUAUCUUGCAAGAAAAAGAAAAGACAAAGGUGACUAGCAGGAGCAGAAGGGCAAUGGGAGGAGUAGCAGCGGAGCGAGGAUAUUAAAAUGAUAGAUAAGGAAGAACAAAAUGAUGAGAGUGAUUCAGCAGAACCUGAUUUAGUGAAAACAGCUUCAGUUAUUUUAAUGUUGACAUCAACAUAAGCCACAGCACAGCCAAGAUAUACUUUUUAUAUUUAACCCUUUGAAUUGAUUUGAAUGACACUGUGCACACGUGAGCCUCCCAUCUGUGUUCUUUACUUCACACACUCUCUAUUAACAAAGAUCUGAGGGGACUGAAGGACACAAAGACAGUUACUGUCCUGUCAAGAGUCCAUGGAGCCGAGUCACAUUGAGCUUAUUCUAGCUUCAAAGCCAAUGUGUUUGUUUGUUUUACUCGUCCCCUAGUUUACAGUCAUCAUGUUUAAGAAUCUGUGAGGGGAGCUUGUAUUAAUAGAUUUUUUGUGCUAAUGUGUGAAAUCUUGCUUGCAUUAAUACAUGUUACAUUUUGACAUA
This is a messenger RNA of Acipenser ruthenus (sterlet), 2450 nucleotides long. Its product is annotated as GTPase IMAP family member 8-like. Gene Ontology annotation, molecular function: GTP binding. Lineage: Eukaryota; Metazoa; Chordata; Actinopteri; Acipenseriformes; Acipenseridae. The record is from RefSeq and is a predicted model, not a curated record. The transcript is spliced from 3 exons. The coding region runs from base 112 to 1953 and encodes 613 amino acids.